CCACCCAGCCGUUGCUGUUUUUCUAUCACUACGACCUCGCAUUCCCGUCUCCUUGGAUUCGGCAACCUCGUUUGCGUAUUGGCUCGCAGGUCUCCUUUAAACGUAUAACAAACGACGAGCAAUGAACAUCUGCCUGUUCGAAUUUUGAGAUUCACUUGAGAUAGUUGCCUGCCCUCUUCGUGUCAUUCAGCAGAGAUGUGCCCGAGGAAAAUAUUAUACCCGUACGAGGACCGCAUCCAGUCCAACCAGCUUGGUCCUUGAUGUAUCCAAGCCAUUAUCAUUCGCUAUAGAUCGUUACUUCAUACCUCUCCGUUCUUUUUGUUUGGCUCUUUUUGUUAUCGUUAUGUCUUCUCGGCUUCGCGGUUUGGACGCGUUCGACCCCGAUGUUUCCGGGGAACAACUAUACGGGACACCGUCUAGUCUUGCGCAGCAGGCUCUAACACGUGUAUACGAACAGGACCAAAGGCUACGGAAAAAUGGAUCGAGGGUGUCCGACCAGCCCCCAGAUCUGUCAUCGAAAGGGAAACCUAGAUUGCUCCUGAUGGGGCAGAGAAGGAGUGGUAAAUCGUCGAUAUCGAGUGUAGUUUUUCACAAAUUACCACCGAGCGAGACUCUAUUUUUGGAGUCAACUGCGCGUAUCCAAAAAGACACCAUGCCGUCUUUUAUGGAUUUUCAAGUGUGGGAUUUCCCAGGUCAGAUCGACAUCUUUGAUAAUCCAACCUUCGAUAUCGAUGCCAUGUUUGGCGAGAUAGGUGCCUUGAUUUGGGUCAUAGAUGCUCAGGAUGAUUAUCUAGAGGCAGUAGCCCGCUUGAAUAUGACUAUACUAAACCUUCAACGGACGUAUCCGAACAUCAAAAUCGAGGUGUUCAUCCACAAGGUAGAUGGAUUAUCAGACGACUACAAGUUAGAUAUCCAAAGAGAUAUCACUAUUCGGAUCCAAGACGAACUCUGCGACCACGGUUUUGAAAACGCGCCGGUCACUUUUCACUUGACUAGCAUAUACAACCAUAGCAUCUUCGAGGCGUUCAGCAAAGUGAUUCAGAAGCUUAUUCCUCGACUUGGUAUACUCGAAGCGAUGCUUACUAACCUCUGUCGCACUUGCCGUUUCGAAAAAGCCUAUCUGUUUGAUGUCUUGUCCAAGAUAUAUAUUGCGACCGACAGUGAACCUGCAGACAUGGCAAGCUACGAAAUCUGCUCUGAUUAUAUCGACGUCAUAAUAGACGUUACAGAAGUAUACGGAAGCUGGCCCCGUACUCAGAAGUACCGCGAAGCUCUGGAAGGCCCGCCUUGGAACCAGAAGAUAGAGGAUCAGGUAGCCUCGGGAUGUGCCGAGAGCUGCAUGGUAUUGAGCGACGGGAACAAACCGAUAAUACUACGCGAGGUCGACAAGUACCUCGCUCUAGUUGCGAUCAUGAAGGACGACAGCUAUGACAAGAUGCCACUUGUCAACAUGAAUGUUGAGGUUGUCGUACAGGGUGUGAAGGAGUUCUUCGAGAUUACGAAGCCAAAAUGAAGGAAAGCUCAA
This is a messenger RNA of Daldinia decipiens, 1525 nucleotides long. RefSeq names its product GTP-binding protein GTR2. The transcript has 3 exons. Bases 344 to 1513 code for a protein of 389 amino acids. NCBI's taxonomy places the organism in Eukaryota, Fungi, Ascomycota, Sordariomycetes, Xylariales, Hypoxylaceae. Gene Ontology annotation, biological process: cellular response to amino acid stimulus; positive regulation of TOR signaling; cellular response to starvation. Gene Ontology annotation, cellular component: nucleus; Gtr1-Gtr2 GTPase complex; fungal-type vacuole membrane. Gene Ontology annotation, molecular function: GTPase activity; GTP binding. The record is from RefSeq and is a predicted model, not a curated record.